Molecule: messenger RNA, 939 nt
Organism: Elgaria multicarinata webbii
Lineage: Eukaryota; Metazoa; Chordata; Lepidosauria; Squamata; Anguidae
Product: olfactory receptor 5V1-like
Exons: 1
Coding region: 1-939 (312 amino acids)
Biological process (GO): G protein-coupled receptor signaling pathway; detection of chemical stimulus involved in sensory perception of smell
Cellular component (GO): plasma membrane
Molecular function (GO): olfactory receptor activity; G protein-coupled receptor activity
Source: RefSeq, a predicted model, not a curated record
AUGGAUGUCAGCAAUGAAACUGCUCCAUCAGAAUUCAUCUUUCUGGCAAUUUCAAACCUUAAUGAAUGGCAUUUCCUGCUCCUUCCAUUUAUGCUUAUCACCUAUCUCUUUACACUGAUGGGGAAUCUUCUGAUCAUCUUCCUUAUCUCCUUGGAACCAAGCCUUCAUACCCCUAUGUACUUCUUCCUGAGCAACCUUUCCCUCCUGGACAUCUGUCAAACUACGACAACCAUUCCUCAGAUAAUAGCAUACCUGAUCUCAGGAAGAAACAACAUCUCGUAUAAAAGAUGCAAGAUGCAACUCUUUUUCUUCCUCUCAUUCCUUGGCACUGAGACACUCUUGUUGGCUGUCAUGGCUUAUGAUCGCUACGUUGCCAUCUGCAACCCUCUCCGCUACUAUGUGAUCAUGAAUCAGAAAAUCUGUGCCCGGCUGGUUUCAGCAUCUUGGAUCACAAGUUCACUCAAUGCUACUUUGCACACUCUUUUGACAUUCAAACUGCCCCUUUGUGGUAUCAAUGUGAUCAAUUACUUCUACUGUGACAUUCCUCCUCUUGUAGCUAUCUCCUGUGGGGACACCUCCAGCAAUAUUAUUGCAAUCAUGGCCGUUAGUCCUGUCAUGGGAUUUGGACCAGUCUUAUGCAUCAUAAUUUCCUACAUUCACAUCAUCUGGAGGGUUCUGAAAAUGAACUCAUCAGCUGUGAUGAAGAAAGCCUUUUCUACUUGUGCUUCUCAUCUCACUGUUGUCUUGCUCUUCUUUGGUAGCUGCAUUUUUAUUUAUAUCAUCAGGCCCAUCUCCAGCCACUCACUCAACAAUGAUGUAAUGAUUGCCCUAUUUAACAACAUUCUCUCCCCUAUGUUAAACCCACUGAUCUACACCCUCAGGAACAAAGAUGUGAAAGAGGCCCUGCAAAAGGUCAUGAUGAAGAAAUUGACAUCCUGA